UCCCGACUCAUGACGUAAGCUGUGCCUGUGCAUGCGCAGGGCGGGGAGACCUUGGCGAGGCGGCGGAGGAGCUUAGCGGACGGGAAAGCAUUGGCCGAACGAAAGUUGAGCGGCAAGAUGCAGAGCUGGAGUCGUGUGUACUGCUCUUUGGCCAAGAGAGGCCAUUUCAGUCGAAUAUCUCAUGGCUUACAGGGAGUUUCUGCAGUGCCUCUGAGAACUUAUGCAGAUCAACCAAUCGAUGCUGAUGUAACAGUGAUAGGUUCUGGUCCUGGAGGAUAUGUUGCUGCUAUCAAAGCUGCCCAGCUGGGCUUCAAGACAGUCUGCGUUGAGAAAAAUGAAACACUUGGGGGAACGUGCUUGAAUGUUGGUUGCAUUCCUUCUAAGGCUUUAUUAAAUAACUCUCAUUAUUACCAUAUGGCCCAUGGAAAAGAUUUUGCAUCUAGGGGAAUUGAAAUGUCUGAAGUUCGCUUGAAUUUGGAGAAGAUGAUGGAGCAGAAGAGUACAGCAGUAAAAGCUUUAACUGGUGGAAUUGCCCACUUAUUCAAACAGAAUAAGGUUGUCCACGUAAAUGGUUAUGGAAAGAUAACUGGCAAAAAUCAGGUCACUGCUACGAAAGCUGACGGCAGCACUCAAGUUAUUGAUACAAAGAACAUUCUUAUAGCUACAGGCUCAGAAGUUACUCCUUUUCCUGGAAUCACGAUUGAUGAAGAUACAAUAGUGUCAUCUACAGGUGCUUUAUCCUUAAAAAAAGUUCCAGAAAAGAUGGUUGUCAUUGGUGCAGGAGUAAUAGGUGUAGAGUUGGGUUCAGUUUGGCAAAGACUUGGUGCAGAUGUGACAGCAGUUGAGUUUUUAGGUCAUGUUGGUGGAGUUGGAAUUGAUAUGGAGAUAUCUAAGAACUUUCAACGCAUCCUUCAAAAACAAGGAUUUAAAUUUAAAUUGAAUACAAAAGUUACUGGUGCUACCAAGAAGUCAGAUGGAAAAAUUGAUGUUUCUGUUGAAGGUGCUUCUGGUGGGAAAGCCGAAGUUAUCACGUGUGAUGUACUCUUGGUUUGUAUUGGACGACGACCCUUUACUCAGAACUUGGGACUGGAAGAGCUUGGAAUCGAAUUAGAUCCUAGAGGUAGAAUUCCAGUCAAUACCAGAUUCCAGACUAAAAUUCCAAAUAUCUACGCGAUCGGUGACGUGGUUGCCGGUCCAAUGCUGGCUCAUAAAGCAGAGGACGAAGGCAUUAUCUGUGUUGAAGGAAUGGCCGGGGGCGCUGUGCACAUUGACUACAACUGUGUACCGUCCGUGAUCUACACACACCCGGAAGUUGCUUGGGUCGGCAAAUCAGAAGAGCAGUUGAAAGAAGAGGGUAUUGAGUACAAGGUUGGGAAAUUCCCCUUUGCUGCUAACAGCAGAGCUAAGACAAAUGCGGACACAGAUGGCAUGGUGAAGAUUCUGGGACAGAAAUCAACAGACAGGGUGUUGGGAGCACAUAUUCUAGGACCAGGUGCUGGUGAAAUGGUGAAUGAAGCCGCUCUCGCGCUGGAGUACGGAGCAUCCUGUGAAGAUAUAGCCAGAGUCUGCCAUGCGCAUCCGACCUUAUCAGAAGCUUUUAGAGAAGCAAACCUGGCUGCAUCAUUCGGCAAAUCAAUCAACUUUUAAAUUAGAAGAUUAUAUUUUUCUGAAAUUUCCUGGGAGCUUUUGUGGAGGUCACAUUUCUGAACAGGAAAUGCUCACAGCUCCAAGAAUUUCUAGGACUGAAUUAUGAAACUUUUGGAAGGUUUUAAUAGGUUCGGACAGAAUGGAAUAAUCUCGUCUAUUUUAAAUAAAUUUAAUACUUUGUUUCAGUGCAUUAAUAUUGCAGAAAAAAGCUACUUUUAUAGUAGCAUCCAGGAAAAUUUUUCAUGCAGUUUCUGAAAGAUUCGACUUCACUAAAUUUAUGUUUCUUAGCUUUUAUCUCUGCUAUUGUAAAGUUGAUUUACUUACAUGGAUGGAGCUGGCGUAGGUAUGUGAGCCAGCUGUGUUUGAAGCAAGGUGAUCAAGUUAUUUUAAACUUGGUUUUCAUAUUGGAAACAGUCAUUAGAAUUAAGAUUAAAAUAUGUAUAAACCAAACUGAUGUAAAUACAACGAUGAUCUCUCACUUAUUUAAUCCCCAAAUUCUUGCAGUUUAGAGGUAGAAUUUAUGUUUAAAUUUUUAAGGACCCAUUGAGGUCUACAGUUAACCAAAUUAAGGAGGUGUAUCUGUGAAAUUCAAAUAUUAAAUGAAGAUGUAAAUGUAUUACAGCGGGGAAUGAAAAUACAGAAAUAAACAGUCCUAAAUAUUCAUGUA
Molecule: messenger RNA, 2314 nt
Organism: Mirounga angustirostris (Northern elephant seal)
Lineage: Eukaryota; Metazoa; Chordata; Mammalia; Carnivora; Phocidae
Gene: DLD
Product: dihydrolipoamide dehydrogenase
Exons: 14
Coding region: 118-1647 (509 amino acids)
Cellular component (GO): oxoglutarate dehydrogenase complex; mitochondrion
Molecular function (GO): dihydrolipoyl dehydrogenase (NADH) activity; flavin adenine dinucleotide binding
Source: RefSeq, a predicted model, not a curated record